Durio zibethinus is the source of this 1784-nucleotide messenger RNA. The record is from RefSeq and is a predicted model, not a curated record. Lineage: Eukaryota; Viridiplantae; Streptophyta; Magnoliopsida; Malvales; Malvaceae.
UAGAACCGCCUCGUGAGAUGGGACAGGAUAGAAACAAUCCUACCUAAAAAGUCGACAAUAAAUAUCCUAAUAAAAUAAGUUGACAAUAAGUAGCGGUUCAGCUGAACAGAAUUCUCCAUUCUUUCAGAGCAAAAAAUAGCCAUUGAAAUGUGAAUGCUGAAACCAACAAAAAGCCAAGAGACAGAGAAGAAUGGAGAAGUGGCAGGAGGAGAAUGGCAAAGGCAAUGGCAAUAGCAGCAGCGUGUUGGUAGAGUUUCCACUAGGCGAAGCAGCGGAGGUAUUCGAUCUAGAGAAGGCAGUAUGCAGCCAUGGGCUGUUCAUGUUGGCUCCCAACCAAUGGGACCCAAUCUCUCGUUCCCUCUUUCGCCCUUUACGUCUCCUUGAUCAUCACCAUCAUCAUUCUCCUCAUCUUACAGUCACGGUCCGUAUCUCUCAGCCGCCCACUUCUUCCACUCUCCACCUCCGCGUUUACGGCACACGCUCCCUCUCUCCACAACACCGCCACUCUCUUUUAAGUCAGGUGGCAAGAAUGCUGCGGUUGUCGGAGGCCGAGGGAAACAAGGUGAGGGAGUUUCGAAGUAUUGUGGAAGCAUUACAUGGAAAAGAAGAAGAAGCAACGGAGUGCUUGAGGAGUUUCAGUGGGAGAGUGUUCAGGUCCCCUACCUUGUUUGAAGAUAUGGUCAAGUGUAUUCUUCUCUGUAACUGCCAGUUUUCAAGGACUUUGAGCAUGGCUAAGGCACUUUGUGAGCUUCAGUUUGAAAUUCAACACCAAUUUUCUAGUGUAAAGGCUGCUGAAGAUGAUUUCAUUCCUAAAACUCCCGCUGGGAAAGAGUUAAAGAGAAAGUCGAGAGUGUCCAAAGUUUCCAUGCCAUUAGAAAGCAAGUUUGCAGAGGCAAAAGCAGAUCAUUCAGAGUCAGAUUUUCAGCCUUCUCGAGAAAUAGAAGAACCCCAUGCCCGCAAAGAAAUUGGAACCUUCCCCAGUCCCGAAGAACUAGCUAACCUUGAUGAAAGUUUUCUUGCUAAACGCUGUAAUCUUGGAUAUAGAGCAAGUCGAAUAUUAAAACUUGCCCAGGGAAUUGUCCAAGGCAAUAUUCAACUAAUGCAACUGGAAGAAGAUUGCAAUGAAACAAGCUUAUCCAGUUAUAAUAAGCUAGUUGAACAGCUGCGUAAAAUUGAUGGAUUUGGUCCUUUCACAUGUGCCAAUGUGCUCAUGUGCAUGGGAUUUUACCACGUGAUUCCAGCUGAUUCUGAAACUAUCAGGCAUUUAAAGCAGGUUCAUUCAAAGAGUUCUACAAUACAGACCGUUGGAAGGGAUGUUGAAGUUAUCUAUGCAAAAUAUGCACCAUUUCAGUUCCUGGCGUAUUGGCUCAUUAUUUGAUCUGUAAUAAAGGUUUUCUACAGCUCAAUACUGAAAACCAAGAGAUGGAGCUAAUGACUAAAUCAAUCAAGAUAAAACGGUAAGGAGAGGAUUUCUGUUCCAAUCUCUGCCCAUGAUCUUACAAAUGCUGAUAGGCAAUAUCACAAUAAUUCCUCCACAAUAUCUAAAUGAAUUGAUAGAGAAGUGUUCUGCACAGCUAAGUCUGUGCGUCUGUGAAGGCUUUAGCGAAAAACGUCUUUGCAGCCUUAUUUUCUCUAUUGAUAAGGGUAAAUUAGGAUGAAUCUCUUAUUUUCUUCUGUUUAUUGAUGAUACCUUCCAUACUAACAAGUGAAGCCAUUGAUUAAAUUGGACUUGGUGAAUACCAACUUAGUUAAUAAGAUUAAGUUGAAACCAAAUAAAAGAAUAA